AUGAACAAGAAGACGAUAUUGCCGCCAGCAGUCGCUCUGCUUGCCCUCUCCGUGCUCCUGUUGCAGGAGUAUUGGCCGCGCCCGGGGGUUGAUUCCGUGGGUGGGGCAAGCACGGCAGACGCCCCCCAGCAGGUGCACAUGUUUGUCUGCGCAGACAACGGGACUUACUCUGGGCAACACGAACUAUACUACAUUCGCAACGCUAUGGUAGACGUUUAUGCCGUUGCCAUUGACGACUGUCAAAGCGGUUACUUUGGGUAUCUUGUGAAGAGCAGUGGCGAGCGAAUUCCGUCUUUGGUAGUGACCACCGGUAUAUACGCUGUGAGUGCCGCUGCAUGCGCCGUGAGCUUCAUGCAGGACACGCGUUACGUGCCUGUGUCGAUCGUUUAUCUUGGCACCGCAGGGAUAUCGCCAACUGUCGGUGGGUGGAACCCCCGCGCAAGGGGUGGAUGCGGCGUGCUUCAAUCACCACAGAAGAAUUUCCUUGGGAGCGUCUGUGUCACCGACGGUGCACUCCUGCAGGAGUGUGGCAUCUGUGUGGAAGGGAAAAUCACAACGGAGUGCUCCCGCCCAAAUUGUAUAAUGCACAACUCCUCCUCCCACUUUGGGAAGUGCGCCUACCGUCAUCCAACAACGCUGGCGACGGCGAUGCGGAAGGCGAUGGACGGCAAGAAAUUCCCGGAUCCACCGGAGAUGGUGCAGCAGGGCGUGACUUCCUUCUGGGAUUCCCACCAGGCAGUGGAAGACCCCACACCGCCAACGCAACCGCGUCUGUUAGACUGUGUAGAGACGAGCACAAGUCANGAUUCCCACCAGGCAGUGGAAGACCCCACACCGCCAACGCAACCGCGUCUGUUAGACUGUGUAGAGACGAGCACAAGUCAGAUUCUCGCUGGUGGUCGCAGCGACUUGCUUUGCCGGGAGUACAGCCACGCGCUGCUCCCCGAGAUUCCUUUUGAAGAGCACACGUGCGUGCAGGCAAUGGAGGGUUUCGGAUUUCUACACGUGAUGUCCCGCUUUCCAGCUGUGCCUAUCGCGAUUGUGCGCGCUGGGUCCAACUACGACAUGUACCCCAUGUCAGUCGCUGGUGUGGCGGCGGACGGAACCCCAUUAUGGGAGCAGAACGAGUCAUUCAUGCCAGAAUCGGACUACGAUCUUUACACACGGGCGUCGUACCGGUACGCGGUCCUGACAUCGAGCACAGUGGUGCUGAACUACUACACAGGCAAGCCAAUAGUUGGCGUGGAUUAA
Messenger RNA from Trypanosoma grayi, 1251 nucleotides. RefSeq lists its product as hypothetical. The transcript has a single exon. NCBI's taxonomy places the organism in Eukaryota, Euglenozoa, Kinetoplastea, Trypanosomatida, Trypanosomatidae. The coding region runs from base 1 to 1251 and encodes 416 amino acids. The record is from RefSeq and is a predicted model, not a curated record.